AUGCCUUCCACUGACGGUGCAGACUUUGUUCCUACAUUACACAACGACACAUACUCUACCAUCAACCCUGCCUACGCGGAUCUCGCCGGCAAGGUUGCCCUCGUCACUGGUGCCUCCAAGGGCAUCGGGCGAGCCACUGCCCUCGCCCUCGCUCAGGCAGGCGUAUCAGGCCUCGUCCUCCUCGCCCGUUCUGACACGAGCAUUGUAAAGGCAGAGUGCGAAGCCGUGCAGCGCUCAGGGAAGCCCCUCACAGUCAUUACCGCGGCUGCCGAUGUGAGCAACACCACCGACAUCGCCGGCGCAGUCGCGCUCGUCCAGUCCGUAUUUGGGCGCCUGGACAUUGUGGUCAAUAACGCGGGCUGUUUGGAGACGUACCACCUCGUCGCCGAUUCGGAUCCGGACGAGUGGUGGAGCAUCUGGAACGUCAACAUUCGCGGGGUUUAUGAAGUGACGCGCGCAUGCAUCCCACUACUCCUCGAGUGCGACGGAGACAAGACGAUCAUCAACAUAACGAGCCGCGUGGCUCACGUCACUGGGUCGCAUCUCUCAGCUUACAUGACCACCAAGCUUGCGCUCCUGCGCUUUACGGAGCUGGUCAUGGCCGAGUAUGCGGGCAAGGGGCUCCUAGUAUACGCUGUACACCCUGGGUCGAUCCCCACGGACAUCCAAGCGACGAUGCCGCAGAAGUACAGACACGUUCUUGUCGAUACGCUCGAGUUGGCCUCACACACCAUCGUAUGGCUCCUGCGCGAACGCAGGGAGUGGCUUGGAGGCCGCUAUAUUAGCUGUCAGUGGGAUGUGGAUGGGUUAUUGGCAAAGAGGGAAGAAAUCGUCGAAGGAGAUAAGUUGAAGAUUAAGAUGGUGCUUUAG
Molecule: messenger RNA, 870 nt
Organism: Fibroporia radiculosa
Lineage: Eukaryota; Fungi; Basidiomycota; Agaricomycetes; Polyporales; Fibroporiaceae
Exons: 3
Coding region: 1-870 (289 amino acids)
Molecular function (GO): oxidoreductase activity, acting on the CH-OH group of donors, NAD or NADP as acceptor
Source: RefSeq, a predicted model, not a curated record